CAUCCGAUCACAGCAGAUAAGCUGAUAAACAAAGGCAAAGGAUGGCAGACGCAAGCUCCUCAGGUAAUGCGUCUAGCUCUUCUGCCAAUUUGCUCGAAGAUGAUCGAUUCUUUGCAAAAUUGGAUCGAGCAUCAAACACAAUCAGAGCAUUCUCUCAAGAAGAUGCUCGAUGGGGUGAUUUGAACGAUCAUCUUAGCGCUGCUCAGUAUCAAUACAAACUCCAACUAAUCAGUCCAUGGGCUCCAUUGGAAAGGAAACGUGUUUGGAGUAUACCUGAUGCUGUUAUAGAAGCAAGCUCUUCCGCACAAACCUAUGCAUCUCAAGGUUUGUUCCCCGAAAUAGAGCGGGCAUGGAUCAUCAUUGACACUCGACUAUAUCUGUGGAAUUAUCUGGAUGCAUCACAAUCCGCUUUCGAGUCUUAUGAACAUCCCGAACGUGUCAUUCAGUCUGUCGGUCUCGUACAACCAAGAGCGGGAGUAUUUAUCGAAUCGAUCAAACAUGUGCUUGUCAUUUGCACAAGUACUUCAGUCAGUCUUCUGGGAUUGGCCAUUGAAGAUGCGUCAGCAAAUCCAGCAAGCUCCAAUGGAAACGCAACCUCUUCAGGUACAGCAAACAAUGCAACAAACGCUUCAGCGACCCCUUCUACAUCUGCGGGAGCUCGCAAUACUUCAACUGGCAAACAAUUGAAGCUGUUUGUGACAGAAAUGUCUGCUUCUACUGAUGGCGUUCAAUUGUCUGAUGUAUGCGGGACGGAUGAAGGACGCAUCUUUUGUAAAGGUAAUGAUGGUUGUUUAUACGAGAUCAUGUAUCAAGCCAACGAGGGUUGGUUUAGCAACAGAUGUGGUCUACGCAAUGUGACAAAUCCUCGUUUAUCCAACCUCGUACCCAACUUCAUUCAAGGAAAGCAAAAGGAGACCCUCGAUUUCAUCUCUGUAGAUUCUGCAAGAAAUGUCGUUUACACCCUUCACAAGGGAAGUGAGAUCGAAAUUCACCAUCUGCCAUCCAAAGAUUCCUCAAAGCCUCCCGUAAAAGUCGCACGAGCCAAGGAUAUUUGCCGACAUGCUAAUAUGAUGUUUUCAAACACAUCUCUCUUGCAACCUAAUGAAUUCUUAAUCACCUGGAUGAAGCCGAUCAGCGCAGCCGAAAGUCGCAAUAUCCACUUAGUCGCAGUAACAAGCAAAGGCGUUCGUCUAUAUUUCACCAAUCAACGCACCGGGUGGAGAGCCUUGAGCACAUAUUCGUCUAUGAAUUCAAAUAAUAGCGAUCCAAACGCACCAACCUGUCUUGAGUUGAUCUACGUACGUCCACCACCACCCGCAGGACAGACGCAAUCAGUCGAAGGCGGCAUGGCAAUGAUGCAAUCCCAACAACAACAACAUCCGUCUCAGCAACAGUCUUCCUCUCCAACAUCCUCCACAAACUUUGCACCUCACCAGCCUGCUAUUCAAGGACUUCAUCACGCUUAUUAUGCUGACGGCUUGUUCUUGGCCGCUUCUCAGUAUACACUAGAACCUACGGGCUCGAUGGAUUGCAUCUUGUGUACAACUAGAGCUAUCCCUUCUGGUGAUUUCAGUCGACCUUCUGGUGGAUUACCCUCUUCAAGCAGCCUAACAGCGCCUACAGGAAGCGCAAUUGGACCAGCCGAUCUGGCAGACACCGCAACCGACAUUCUGGUGCAAGGAGCAACAUGGGCAAUCGCUGAAGUGAAAAGGAAAUCUCAUUCCACUGCGGAAGAUCGAUUGCAUCCUCUCGCAUUACAGAUGAUUCAGCCACCACGUGUGUUCCUCAUCCUUACCAGCAGUGGACUUUUUGUUUUGACAGAACAACGUCCGAUUGAUACUCUGAAAGGACUUCUACAGACUGGCACACUUUACGAUCAAACGGUACAUGAAUUUUUUAAGAAGUAUGGACAGUCGCAAAGCUGUGCAAUGAGUUUGGCAAUUGCCAGUCAAAACACCCUUCUAAGCCUGGCACCUGAGACAUUCAUCUCUUCCGAUCUACAAACCCAAGAUGGAUCAUAUCAAUUGCUGAGCAAGGAUGUCGUUUCGCAUGCUUGGAGAAUCUUUUUCGAUUUUGGAGGAUACCCAAGGUAUGAGCCUCCACCAUACCCAAGUCAGCCGGCUAGCGAUGGAAAGGUGACUCUCAGUGGACGUCAUGAUGGUUUGGCAAUCUAUCUUACUCGUCUUCUACGGCCAUUCUGGACGCAGAAAAUUACAAAGAAGCAAAUCAUACCGGGAGAAGGUGAAAGAUUCGUGCCAAAUAUACCAGCAGCCGGCCUUACGGGACCGCAAAGGGAAUUGCAAGGCUUGCAAACAUUUUUGCAACAAAACGCUCAAUUGUUUGGCCUGGGCAAUUCAUCCGGUGGAAGCAUAGGUCAAAAUAGAUCUUCACUAAAUAGAUCGACUGGUACCUCACCAGAGGGUGAACAAGUCGCUAUGCAGGCGGAGAAUGAUAGUUUUGAGGCUCUGAAGGCAUUGCUAUCCAGAAGCUUAGAAGCGCUAAGCUUUGUUCUUUUAUUGAUUGAUUAUCGUUUACCCAACCUCGUUCAACGCUGUCAGCCAGAGCUGCAAACGCAGCUGGCUAAUUUGACAUUUGCCGACCUGAUCAUCACACGUCAAGGAAGGGAUAUUGGAAGGUCACUCGUGGAAGCGGUUAUUAAUAUGCAAAUCUCAUCACAAAGCAACAUUGACGUCAUUGCGGACGUAUUGCAAGAAAGAUGCGGAAGCUUUUGCAAUUCUGACGAUGUACGUCUAUACAAGGCUAUGGAAUGUAUUCGACGGGCAAAAGAAGCAGAAAAGAGUUUGGACGCAAAUGGAAAAAGCGAAUCUUUGCGUGAAAGUUUGCGUCUAUUGAACAGGGCUACCUCUAAUUUGCCCUUGAACAAAUUGGAGAGCAUUUGCGAAGAUUAUCGUUCGCUCAAUUUCUAUCAUGGUGCUGUUGAGCUACCUCUCAAAUGCGCUUCAAGCUGGGAUCGUACCGGGAUUGCGAAACAAUAUCGUGAUGAAGGUUUGCCCGAGAAUGAUGUACGCAGCAAGGCUUAUGAUACCUCGAUGAAGUGCUACACUUUGGUGCUAAAAGCCCUCGAAAGCGUAGAUGCGGCAUGUCAAAGUGAUGCAGUCGUCAAGGCAAGGGAAGCGGGACAGAUGAAUACAGUGUUGCAAGUGGAAGAGCAAAGAGCAUCAACGUACGCUGAAGCGCAAUCCUCUACAGACCCAUUGUUCCAUGUGGCCAUGUAUGAUUGGCUGCUAUCCCGCAACAAGACUGAUGAAUUGCUACAAAUUCGAAGUCCAUAUGUUGAAGAAUAUUUAAGGUCGGAGCCUAUCACCUUGGAAAGGUGUUUGCUGCUUUGUAUGUGGUACGUCAGCAUCGGUCACAGUCUCUCGGCUGCUCAAUUGUACUCUGGUUUGGCUCAAUCGACUGAACUAGAGAUCAAUCUUGAUGAAAGAGUCGAGUAUCUCACAAAGGCAUCAAGCAAUGCUAAAUCAGCUCAGCAAAACAAUUCGCAGGACUUGAUCCAAUUUAUCAGCGAUAUCGACGAGAAGUUGGAGGUGGCAUCCGUGCAAAUCGAAAUCUACAAAGCUAUUCAAGAAAGUUUGGAGAUUGAAGACGAACAAAAGGCUAAUUUACUCAACGUGCUCAACGAUGGCCUACUGGACAUCACUGCACUAUACAGAGACUUUGCUGAACCAUUAUCUAUGCACGAGAUCAAGCUUUUGAUCUAUCACGUUGCCGAUUAUCGAGAUGCAGAGCUAGCAAGGGAUGCAUGGGAGGCUCUCUUGGCUGAAGCACACAAUGAUGCUCUGGCUUUACCGGACACUCGACACGAGAAAGUUGCAUCUGUGGUGAUUGAAUUAGGUCAUCGCUUCUAUCCGUCAGAUGUGGCAUUCCCAGUUGAUAUCUUGACAGAAAUGUUGGAAAGGUAUGCAUACGAACAAAGCAUUGAGAAUCCACAAUCACGUAUUCCACUUGCUUGGUCUGCAAGGACGAUGCUAAUGGCAAACGUACCUCCUCUUUUGGUAUUUGAAGUUUUGUUAGGUUUAUUCGAUGCAAAACGAGAACCAUUCCAGAUCGAUUCGGCUCAAUUAUACAUUCUGGCAGAUAUUGCUGAUUUGGCAAGAUUGUGGGUAGAAGAGAUCUUGGGUACUGCUCAACCAUCAUUGGGUUUGAAGGAUCCUUUGCUCAACUUUUCCGCUCGUAGGUUCGAUGAUGCAUUGAAUGCACUGUUGUUAGCUCUGAGCCAUUUGGACCAUGCUUCUUUACCGGCCAAUUUGGAAAGCAGAAAUGCCGACAAAGUUUCAUCAUCUCUCAAAUGGACACAAGAGUUACUCCGAAGAUCGUUCUAGGAUGAAGGAGGGAAUUAUUAGAAUAUCGAUCAAAAAUGUAACAGUAUACUUGCUGUCCUUCUUUAAUGGAAGAUCAGCGAGAGAAAAUGCAUUGCAUAAAAUACAGAAC
Meira miltonrushii is the source of this 4452-nucleotide messenger RNA. RefSeq names its product nucleoporin-domain-containing protein. The transcript has a single exon. Gene Ontology annotation, biological process: RNA export from nucleus; protein import into nucleus; protein localization to nuclear inner membrane. The record is from RefSeq and is a predicted model, not a curated record. Gene Ontology annotation, cellular component: nuclear pore inner ring; nuclear pore. NCBI's taxonomy places the organism in Eukaryota, Fungi, Basidiomycota, Exobasidiomycetes, Exobasidiales, Brachybasidiaceae. The coding region runs from base 42 to 4343 and encodes 1433 amino acids. Gene Ontology annotation, molecular function: structural constituent of nuclear pore.